AUGUUUCAGGAUAAGCAUAAGCAGCUCGGAUACUCCUUGCUCACGUGGAAACACCGUGCAAUCUGCCUGCGGAAGACGUGGGUCUGCUUCCAGUGCGGUAAACGUUACCUGUGGCGUGGCUCUCUGAAGAAUCACAUACGGGUGGAGUGCGGCAAGGAGCCGGCUUUCAAGUGUCCCGUGUGCGACAGGAGGUUCAAGCACAAGCAUCGCUGGCAAUCGCACGCAAAUUCCGAGACUAAUUAUAAAGAGGAUAGAGACGUUGAGGUAUGUACAGAAGCCGGUGUGUUGGCGUCGAUGUUGUUGUCGCAGCAGAACAAUAGCGACUUGUCGUGGGGCCAAAAUUACGGCGGCUACAAGCCUAGGAAUACCCGACGGAAGAACCCGAACGACGCCAAAUACGCGUGCAACAGAUGCGGCAAAACGUACAAGGCCACGACGUCCUUGAGCCGGCACAAGCGGCUCGAGUGCGGCGUUAUGCCUUGUGAGGUGUGUCCUCUCUGUGGCCGCAGAUUCAAGCACAGAUUCGUCCUGAACGCCCAUGUCGUCGGUUGCGAGAGGAGAAUGAAUCAAGCGGUGCGAAAGAAGGACUACGAUUAA
Messenger RNA from Harpegnathos saltator (Jerdon's jumping ant), 597 nucleotides. RefSeq names its product zinc finger protein 93. Gene Ontology annotation, biological process: regulation of transcription by RNA polymerase II. Bases 1 to 597 code for a protein of 198 amino acids. The transcript is spliced from 4 exons. Gene Ontology annotation, molecular function: DNA-binding transcription factor activity, RNA polymerase II-specific. Gene Ontology annotation, cellular component: nucleus. NCBI's taxonomy places the organism in Eukaryota, Metazoa, Arthropoda, Insecta, Hymenoptera, Formicidae. The record is from RefSeq and is a predicted model, not a curated record.